GCUUUUUCCUCCGAUUCGCCAUGGGCCAAGUUCUCGACAAAUAUGAAGAUGUGUGGCGUAAUGUAGGCAAGGAGCUGAGAGUAAAACAGACACGGCAGAUAACUGACAAGGUGUAUGAUCGAUUCAAAAAUGAAUCAGACAAAGUGAAUUUGAGUUUCGAAGAUCUAUACAUUUCUGUGUUGCUUAUAUUCAAUGAUAUAAACAAGCAUUUGCCAGGACCUCACAUAGACCCUCCUUCCAAAGAACAAGUUAGGGCGUUGAUGAAGAAAUAUGAUUUCAACUUUGACGGGGAACUAAACCGUGAAGAGUUUAUGGAAUUCAUUCUAGAACUGACUAAAGACACAUUCUUUACCAUUAGUCAAAAGCUGGUGACUACAUUGGCGAUAGCACCGACUGUGGCUUUGCUGACUAAGAAGUCAACAGAGGGUGUACCUGUGAUUGGGAAGGUGGUACAGAAGUUGCCCAGUUCUGUUUAUGCAUCCCUUGUCACUCUUGCUAUAGUUCUUUUUCAGAAAUCAACUGAAGCCAAAUAGCAAAAGAUACGACUUCUUCUUUCCAUUGUAAAUGGAUUCUACUCCGUAGUUUAUUUCAAUAAUACGCCCUGCAGACUUUGUUGGCUCUGGUUAACCGGCCUUUAUAUGUCCAUGUAUUCUUUGUAAAUUAUUGGAAGUUGAAACUUUUGUGUUUUGUUCAAAUGAUUUGGUAUUCUGGUUUAUUAUUACCAUUCCUCCAAGAAGAUACUCAGUAGUACAUGUUGAAGCUUAUUUAGCCCUAAAAUGUAAUGUGGAAAGCUAAUAAAAAACACUACACUAAAAUGCUAGUUAAAGC
Messenger RNA from Cuscuta epithymum, 828 nucleotides. The record is from the annotation of a GenBank genome assembly. NCBI's taxonomy places the organism in Eukaryota, Viridiplantae, Streptophyta, Magnoliopsida, Solanales, Convolvulaceae.